CCCAGUGCCUUUCUUCGCGUCUGGUCCAUCUUUACUCCCUGGGAGUCGAGGAGGGGGGCGCGACGGCGGCCGUGAAGGGUCAGGGUAAGGCGUGGCUGUGUCCGCAGCCCGCGGACAGGCCGUCCGCGUAGGCUCGGAGCCCGGGACCGGCGGGAUUGGCGUGCACCUCGCCUCCCUCCGCCGCUGCGGACGCUCUCCCGGGAAGGAACUUGCGGUCUGCUCGGGCCCCCUCUGGAGAAAACUCCCAAGCCGCCUUCAGCCUUCCAGAUUAGUCGGUCUUCCAGGACAGAACUCCGCCGCUCUGCAUCGCCCUGCAGCCGCCGCCUCCUCUGCACCACCCCUGAUUGUGGAGCUCGGGAACUCUUUGUCAGAGACUCAGACUCUGUUCUUGAAGAAAAGAUAAAGGUAGAGAAGAAGAUGGUGGCUGAUUGUCUGACCAAUUGUUACCAGGUCUCGGUGACCUUUGAUGAUGUGGCUGUGGACUUCACCCAAGAAGAAUGGAUUUUAUUGGAUCAGGCUCACAGAGACCUCUACAGAGAGGUGAUGCUGGAGAACUACCAGAACCUGGCCUCAGCAGGAUGCGAGGUCAUCAAACCCAGUCUGAUUUCCUGGCUGGAAGAAGAGGAUUUGCAUAGAGAAGAUCUCCAAGAAUGGGAAAUGCCACUUGGCACUAAAGAGUCAACUCUGCGUCAGGAGUUUUUGAGGGGACAGACUCCCAGUAGAAUACAAACAGUCAGAAGCCACAGUGCACGAGAACUCUGUUACUAUGUACAAUGUGGAGAGAUCUUCAGUGAGCAUUCAUAUUUCAAGACACAAGUGAAAACUCACAGCACUUGCAACACUGGACAUUUUACUCACUCGAGUCAGGAUGCCUCUGUUCAAAUGCACACCAUAAAAACGUAUCCGUGUAAGAUCUGUGGAAGAGCCUUUGGACGUUCUUCAAAUCUUAAUAGACACUUACGAAGUCACACUGGAGAAAAACCCUAUGAAUGUAAGGAAUGUGGGAAAGCCUUCACUACCUACUCGAGGCUAGUGGAACAUUUUAGAACUCAUACUGGAGAGAAACCGUAUAAAUGCAAGGAUUGUGGAAAAGCCUUUGCUAAGCGCUCAGGCCUUAUAACACAUAUAUCAACUCAUGCUUCAGAAAAACCCUUUGCGUGUAAAGAGUGUGGGAAGGCCUUUGCUUCCUCUCCACGCCUUAGUCAACAUGUAAGAAUUCACAGUGGAGAGAGACCUUACAUAUGUAAGGAAUGUGGAAGAGCCUUCCUGACUUCCUCGUACCUACGGAACCACAUAGGAAGAACUCACAGUGGAGAGAGACCCUAUAUAUGUGGGGAAUGUGGGAAAGCCUUCCAUUCCUACUCGAAUCUCCGUAGACAUGUGAGAACUCACAGUGGAGAGAGACCCUAUAUAUGCAAGGAAUGUGGAAAAGCCUUCCUCAAUUCCUCAUACCUACAUAACCAUAUAAGAAAAACUCACAGUGGAGAGAUGCCUCAUAUAUGUGGGGAAUGUGGGAAAGUCUUCCAUGCUUCCUCAUACCUGCGUAGGCACUUAAGAACACACAGUGGGGAGAGACCGUGCAUAUGUAAGGAGUGUGGGAAAGCCUUCCUCAACUCCUCGUACUUACGCAAACAUCUAACCAUUCAUACUGGAGACAAGCCCUACGAGUGUAAAGAAUGUGGGAAAGCCUACCGUAGGUACAAUCUGCUGCAUGACCAUUUAAAAACCCACACAGUGGAGAAACCAUUUGAAUGUGAUGUAUGUGGGAAGUCCUUUCAAUAUUUUUCAUACCUUACUAAACACAUUCGUAUUCACACCGGAACAAAACCCUAUAAGUGUAAGUAUUGUGGCAAAGAUUUCACUACUUCCUCAAGCCGAACUGAACAUAUCCGAACUCACACUGGUGAGAGGCCCUAUGAGUGUACGGAAUGUGAGAAAACCUUCACUUCAUCCUCGAACCUCAUUCAUCAUGCAAAAAUCCACACUAGAGAGAAACCUUUCGCUGAGAAUGUAGGGAAGGCUACAGCAGAUUUUACCUACUAACCGAACACUAGUACCUCAUGGUGAAUAGAAUCACUUCAGGUAGGAAGAACGUCAAAUAUCCUUAGUCCUUCGUGUCUUGAUUUCAUCAGACUGGAACUUACACUAUUAAGAAACCGGUGUGGAACAGCCCCAAUGAUGACAGUUUACUUUGGAAACACAAAAGAACCCAUACUCAAGAUGCCCCAUGAAUUAAGGAAAGAAAUACUAAAGCCGACACUAUUUCCUAGGAACUUAUUAAACAUGUGAGACUUUGCAGUAAAGGGAAAUACACUGAUAUAAGACAUACAGAAGGUUGUAGUCCUGCUAAGUACUUUUAAUUCAUUAGUUCCAGCAGUUGAGAAAACUUUUUGAAAGUAAGGAAUGUUAGAAAGUCACAUAAACUUAAUCCUCAGUGUUUAGUAAAAAAUAUAAUUCAUACCUAAGAGAAAUCAGCUGUCUGGAAAUUCUGUCUGUGUGCCUGAAAUGUGGUAUUGCUGGCAGCAGUAAGGCCUGUUGGAUGCUGUUUAUUUUGAACUUUCGAUGUCUGUCCUGAUAGCCCUAGAGUGAUAUGUUUUCUUUCCUCUAAGCAACGCCAUUUCAUCUUGAUGGUUACAACUUCUGGGUAGCAAGCUGGUGAUAAUGGAGA
Messenger RNA from Chionomys nivalis (European snow vole), 2668 nucleotides. RefSeq names its product zinc finger protein 699-like. The record is from RefSeq and is a predicted model, not a curated record. Gene Ontology annotation, biological process: regulation of DNA-templated transcription. Gene Ontology annotation, cellular component: nucleus. The coding region runs from base 418 to 2043 and encodes 541 amino acids. NCBI's taxonomy places the organism in Eukaryota, Metazoa, Chordata, Mammalia, Rodentia, Cricetidae. The transcript is spliced from 6 exons.